AUGGGAAAAGGAGAUCUCCUCUGUGACGGUGAUUUUAUUGACAAAAUUGAUCUCCUCGGUGAAGGUGGGUUAACACCUGUGCACCAACACAAGAUGGAUGAUUUGAAUGGCGAGGUGCGUAUGCCGCAAUCUAGCCAUGAGAGGAACCCGAUCGAGGUCUGUUUUGACCAUUCCGAUGUGGAUUUCGCCUACAAGAAUGCUGUAGAGAACAGUGCCGUGCUAGUUAGUGAGCCCGAGGAGAAGGAAUGGGGACAAAAGCUAAUGUACGUUCAAGAUAUUGACGGGAUUGUGGUGAGGAUGGGGAGCUUAAUUUUUUAA
Messenger RNA from Olea europaea var. sylvestris, 318 nucleotides. RefSeq lists its product as uncharacterized. The coding region runs from base 1 to 318 and encodes 105 amino acids. Lineage: Eukaryota; Viridiplantae; Streptophyta; Magnoliopsida; Lamiales; Oleaceae. The record is from RefSeq and is a predicted model, not a curated record. The transcript has 3 exons.